Molecule: messenger RNA, 808 nt
Organism: Zophobas morio
Lineage: Eukaryota; Metazoa; Arthropoda; Insecta; Coleoptera; Tenebrionidae
Exons: 4
Coding region: 8-748 (246 amino acids)
Source: RefSeq, a predicted model, not a curated record
CCACACAAUGAACAACUUACUUGUUUAUGGACUAACUUUGGCGACUUUUUGCCAUUGUUUGCAACUUCCUUCUAGUUUCAAAAAAUGCGAUAAAAGAAGAAGCGAUUUCAACAACUGCUUAAGCGACGUUGUCUACAACACCCUUAAAGUAUUCGACAAACCUCUGAAAUCUCACGGUUUUCCGAGUCUGCGUUAUGUUGAAUUUCCACCUGAAGCUGUCAUAGAAAUAGGGAAUCGGACGUAUGGGUUAGCUCAAAAGUUUUCUAAAUUCAGGUUGGCUGGUCUUUCCCAACCUGAAGAUAUAAAAACCAGGUUAGAUUUUGGACCCGUCUUUAGUACUUUGACAAUGGAACUUUCUUACUCUAAACUUGCAUGGGAUUAUGAGUACGAAGGUCAAGGUACUAUGGUUCUUUUGCCUUUAAACGUUAUAACACCCGUAGAAUGUGUUUUGUACAAUCCAACGUUUACUUUUAUGGUUAAAUUGGAAGAAUACAACAAAGGUGCUACCUAUUUUAGAGUGAUUGAUUUCGAAUUUGAUAUGAAGGAAAUAGAUCGCACUACAAUUAACUUUCAACAGUUAUUCACCAACAGACGUCUUAAUGAUGAAUUUAAUUCCGCACUGUCUGAAAAGGGGUUGCAAACUUUUCAUAUUUUCAAACAUUUACAAGUAAAAUUGACACCAUAUUUUGGUACUAUAUUCAAGAGUUUCCUGGAGAAAAUCCCAGUUGCUGAACUUUUUGAUGAAUAGAAACCUGCAACAAUGUUAAAUGUAUUUUUGUUGAUAUGAAAAUAAAUUCAUAAUAAAGUU